Messenger RNA from Phytophthora infestans T30-4, 1299 nucleotides. RefSeq lists its product as uncharacterized. Gene Ontology annotation, molecular function: zinc ion binding; nucleic acid binding. Bases 1 to 1299 code for a protein of 432 amino acids. The transcript has 3 exons. The record is from RefSeq and is a predicted model, not a curated record. NCBI's taxonomy places the organism in Eukaryota, Oomycota, Peronosporomycetes, Peronosporales, Peronosporaceae.
AUGAGCUCAACGGGUUCCGACGGCACCUCACAACAACAAAAGCCGCGCGAUGUUCAAGAGACUGAUGUCCACGGGCUGAACGUGGCAGCAGACCCGUUUGAGUUGUUCGAGGAGACGCAUUCUGAGUCAGGUGCGUCCGAUGGUCCAGGAAGGGGAACCCGGAGCUCUAGCGCAAGCUCUGAGCGGCUAGAUAAACUUGAAGGACUCAUUAAAGGGAUGGCCAAACAACAGGCCAAGUUCAUGGCUGACGAAGCGGAGCUUCAAAAGCAGUUGCAGCACCGCACGGACACGCCAUCCUUCGAACACAAGUACGGACAGUCGAGCGCGUUUACGAAUUUCAUCAAGGCUCGAGCUCGGCGGAUGAGAGUAGGAUCUCUCGACGCGUCGAUGAGGACGCCGACGCAGGCGACGCCAGCUCCAGAGAUGCCGACGCCACCGACGGAGAACACAACAAGUAUGCAACAGCGGAUGGCCGCACCCAUGGCAGAGCAGUUUGUGCCGCCAUCGAACUUCGGACUCAAGGUGCCGAAGCCACGCGACCUGGACUGGCCGGGCUUCGCGAAGUUCGCGGGCAAGGAGGUGUAUCCUGGCCUUGGUGCGGAUUUCAAGACUUGGCGACUGCGGUUCCUGCAGCGACUGGCUGCAGCUCAGCAGAUGAGCGGUGGUGACUGGUCGGAGGAAUUCCGCAUCCUUGCCUUAAACGGCAAGAUGGAUGGGUCUGCACUGGUGUACUUCGAGAGGAUGCUUUCACUCUGGACAGCGGAGUCGCCCACACUGGAGCAUGUGAUGAACAUAAUGUUAGUGCCGUACAUGACGACGAUCACCGCAUCCAAGGGACUGCAGCUGAUGACGGCAGAGAAACUGCGCGAAAGGACGUGGUGUUUGUGUAAGUCCGCACCCGGCUACUUACAGAGUGCAAUGCUCACAAGGCUGAACUCACAGCGCAUGGACCACUUGCAGCAAGCUACGGAGUUAGUGGCUUUUGCGAUUGAGUACGAGGCAAGCAUGGCCAAGUACGAACGAUCUCGCGGCCAAGGCGGUCGCGGCAACAGAGAACAUGGUCGGUUCCAUGGCGGUAACCGAGGUGUCCACGGUGAACGAGGACUUGAAUCCGUCUCACGCGUGGGCAAUACUGACACUCGCAGGUGCUACAACUGCGACGACAUUGGACACAUUGCGAGAAAUUGUCUAGCGAAGAAAAAUAACGGUGCCAAAGAGAUCAAGGUCUCGCUAGCGGUCGGUACGGGCACAAACACCGACACACACGCGCUCUGUGGAGCUCAAGACGAUCGUGGAUGA